CUGCCGCCGACGCUGCAGACCGCGGACGCGAGCGGCACCACGCCCGGCGGCAGCCUGCGGGGCACCAUCAACGCCAUCGAGCGCGAGCUGAUCCAGGACGCCCUCAAGUGGGCCAAGGGGAACCUGGCGCGCGCCGCGCGUUCGCUGCAGAUCAGCGAACGCAUCAUGGGGCUGCGGGUGCACAAGUACGGUAUCGAUUCCACCACCUACAAAAGCUGA
Geodia barretti is the source of this 219-nucleotide messenger RNA. The record is from the annotation of a GenBank genome assembly. Lineage: Eukaryota; Metazoa; Porifera; Demospongiae; Tetractinellida; Geodiidae.